UCUUCUUGUUUUUUAAAUCGUCUGUGCGCGGCAUUCUCUCCACACACGUAGCAACGUGACGUUUCGCGACGGCGAGCCCUUUCAUUGGUUGUGAGGCGUUUAAAGGUACCGCGCUGCGCUCUGAUUGGCCGGCAGCUUUUGGACGCGAAAUUCAAACGUUUCGGUAAAGUGGCGCUUUUACUCUCCUCCCGCUUCAGUUCGGCAGAGCCGGGUUUGCCGCCUAGACUCGCGAUGUGGAGCUAAGGUGUCGAUUUAAGACGAGAAAAACGACAUCGAGCCAUAAAAAUCCCCUGAUUUACUCCCGAGUUUUGGCCUUCUGCUGGGACCACGUAGUCAACCAAUAUGAAGUGUCUCGCCCUGACUAGAGGUUCAGCAGGCUCUCUCUGUGCAGAAAAGGAUAAAGUGGAGCCUCCAGUGGUGUUAAAGGGCCAAACAGCACCACUAAGCACCAAUGGCUCAGGGCAGGUCACGCCUGCUGUCUCCUGCCCCACAGAGGAACAUCUGAAAGGCCCUCACAAUAAAGAGAACUGCAGAGAAAAGCGCUGUUCUGCUGACUUGCCCUCUGACGACGAGGUCAUUCUGAGCAGUUCGAGCCUGGCAGAGGACAGCGGCUACCUGUCGCUCCACAACAGCCAGAUAGAACAUGUGGACACUGCAGAAAGCUCAGAGAGAUGUGCAGAGCAGAGAGACUCCACGGUGUCAUCAGGCACCCAUUCAGACUCUAAUUCUUCUUGCCUGCCUGUACUUAAGUUCCAGGAGGAGGUGUGCAAAGCGCUGGCGAACAGCUACAGAAAAAGUCAAAGCUACGACUGGACUGUCGUUGACAGGAUAGCUGAACUCCACGGCCUUCAAAAUGUCAUUGGAGGAAAGAUGGGGCUGGAGCAUGUGGACAUUCUCUGUGGUCUGCUGCAGAAGGACAUGAAGCACAUCCUUACCAGGAUCCUGGGCCUGCUGGGGGAGAGCGACUUGAUAAGCUGUAAGAGGGUGAGCAAGACGUGGCGAAAAAUCAUUUGCCAAGACGACAGAGCUCUUCAGAGAUGCAGGAACGCGGAGAAGAUGCGGAGGGACUCGGGAAGAUCCAUGGGGUCUCUAUCCAGGGACUUUUGUCUAAGCAGGGUGGUGCUCUCUUGCCUCCAGACGAGAGUAACCUCCUCCACCCCUGUCCACAAAGCCAAGAAGGCCCUGACCCAGACAGAUAGCACUGUAGCCACGCCUAAGACAGGCCGCUUUGCGGAGUUUCAUGAGGCUACCAAAUCGCUAAAAAGCCACGAAUCUCUGAGAAGUUGUCGGCUCUGCGGUUCUCCGGCGCGGUUCGACUCUGCCAUGCAAAGGGCCGUUUGCAUGCGGAUUAGCUGUGCCUUCGAGUUCUGCUCACAGUGCCAGUCGGCCUACCACGGCUCCGCUCCCUGUCAGCGGGGCAUGAUCCGGGCGUCGCCACGCUCCCAGACUGUUCCUGUCGCAGGUUCUGCCCGCAGUAAACGCAGCAUCCGGCGGCUCUGAGCUCCACCAGUUGCACCACUUGCACCUUUUAUUUUUUUUAAAAAAAGAAAACUGCCUUUAUC
Colossoma macropomum (tambaqui) is the source of this 1562-nucleotide messenger RNA. It is a transcript of the gene fbxo5, whose product is annotated as F-box protein 5. The coding region runs from base 343 to 1500 and encodes 385 amino acids. Gene Ontology annotation, biological process: negative regulation of meiotic nuclear division; regulation of mitotic nuclear division. The transcript is spliced from 5 exons. Gene Ontology annotation, molecular function: protein binding. NCBI's taxonomy places the organism in Eukaryota, Metazoa, Chordata, Actinopteri, Characiformes, Serrasalmidae. The record is from RefSeq and is a predicted model, not a curated record. Gene Ontology annotation, cellular component: nucleus.